AUGUCAAAGAAAAAAGGACUGAGUGCAGAAGAAAAGAGGACGCGCAUGAUGGAAAUAUUUUUUGAGACGAAAGAUGUAUUUCAACUAAAGGAUAUGGAGAAGAUUGCUCCUAAAGAGAAAGGCAUUACUGCAAUGUCAGUAAAAGAAGUCCUUCAGAAUAACAUAUUUGCAAUAAAGUCUUGGGCAAAAAGAAAGUUUGGAUUUGAAGAAAAUAAAAUUGAUAAAAACUUUGGAAUUCCAGAAGACUUUGACUACCUAGACUAA
Elephantulus edwardii (Cape elephant shrew) is the source of this 264-nucleotide messenger RNA. Its product is annotated as meiotic nuclear division protein 1 homolog. The transcript has 2 exons. The record is from RefSeq and is a predicted model, not a curated record. NCBI's taxonomy places the organism in Eukaryota, Metazoa, Chordata, Mammalia, Macroscelidea, Macroscelididae. Bases 1 to 264 code for a protein of 87 amino acids.